AUGGCGGCGGAGAUCCAGCCGAAGGCGCUGACCCGCAAGCCGAUUUUGCUGCAGCGGGUGGAGGGGUCCCAGGACGUGGUGAACAUGGCAGUGAUCGUGCCCAAAGAGGAGGGAGUCAUCAGCGUCUCAGAGGACAGGACGGUCCGGGUGUGGCUUAAGAGAGAUAAUGGACAGUACUGGCCAAGCAUCUACCAUACAAUGCCUUCUCCAUGUUCAUGCAUGUCUUUUAACCCGGAAACAAGAAGACUGUCCAUAGGUCUAGACAAUGGUACAAUCUCAGAAUUUAUUUUAUCAGAAGAUUACAACAAGAUGACUCCUGUGAAAAACUACCAAGCUCACCAGAGCAGGGUAACGAUGGUCCUGUUUGUUCUGGAGAUGGAGUGGGUGCUGAGCACGGGACAGGACAAGCACUUCACCUGGCACUGCUCCGAGAGCGGGCAGCGCCUGGGAGGUUACCGCACCAGCUCGGGGCCCUCUGGCCUGCAAUUUGAUGUUGAUACACGACAUGUGUUUGUGGGUGACCAUUCAGGACAAGUUACAAUCCUCAAACUGGAGCAAGAAACCUGCAGCCUCGUCACAACAAUCAAAGGACACACAGGUGGAGUGACAGCUUUAUGCUGGGACCCAGUCCACCGAGUGCUGUUCUCUGGCAGUUCUGAUCACUCUGUUAUCAUGUGGGACAUUGGUGGAAGAAAAGGAACUGCGAUUGAGCUCCAAGGACACAAUGACAAAGUCCAGGCUCUCUCCUAUGCUCCACAUACUCGACAGCUCAUCUCUUGUGGAGGAGAUGGUGGCAUUGUGGUCUGGAACAUGGAUGUCCAAAGGCAAGAGACUCCAGAAUGGUUGGAUAGUGAUUCCUGUCAAAAGUGUGACCAGCCUUUCUUCUGGAACUUCAAGCAAAUGUGGGACAGUAAAAAAAUCGGCUUGAGACAGCACCACUGUAGGAAGUGUGGGAAGGCCGUCUGUGGCAAAUGCAGCUCCAAGCGUUCCUCCAUCCCACUGAUGGGCUUUGAAUUUGAAGUGAGAGUCUGUGACAGCUGUCACCAGUCCAUCACGGAUGAAGAACGUGCACCCACUGCUACCUUCCAUGACAGUAAACAUAAUAUUGUUCAUGUACAUUUUGAUGCCACCAGAGGAUGGUUAUUGACUUGUGGAACAGACAAAGUUAUUAAGUUGUGGGAUAUGACACCAGUGGUAUCUUGAUGAUGCUUUCCAGAAUCUGAAAAACAGCAUUUCCGGAAGCGACAGUCAUUCUAACCUGAAUCAUUGAGGAAGAUGAAAGUAAAGCUGAGUGUGGCAGGAUGUAAGGGAGCAACUACAGAAUCUGAGUUUUUAAGUCAUCUGCUAGUGAGGGGUGCAUACUAGCAAGGAGACUCUUAUUUCAACUUGUUCACAUAACAUAAAGAGGUAU
Molecule: messenger RNA, 1411 nt
Organism: Gracilinanus agilis (Agile Gracile Mouse Opossum)
Lineage: Eukaryota; Metazoa; Chordata; Mammalia; Didelphimorphia; Didelphidae
Gene: WDFY2
Product: WD repeat and FYVE domain containing 2
Exons: 12
Coding region: 1-1203 (400 amino acids)
Molecular function (GO): metal ion binding; protein binding
Source: RefSeq, a predicted model, not a curated record